CUUUUUGUAGUUUAAUUGCAGAUAGCUGCUUCCUCCUCAUUGUCCGUGACUGCUAUAUUCUAGACUGAGGAAACAAUGGGAGCUGGAGGCCGUGUGGCUACUGCACCUGGAGCGCAACAGAAGCCUCUUUCAAGGUCUCCACACUCAAAACCACCCUUCACUGUUGGUGAACUCAAGAAAGCCAUUCCCCCACAUUGCUUCCAGCGUUCCCUCUUCUGCUCAUUCUCCUAUGUUGCUCAUGACCUUUUCUUGGCCUAUAUUUUCUAUACUGCCACUACUUACUUCCAUCUCCUUCCUCACUCAAUUCCCUACCUUCUCUGGCCCAUCUAUUGGGCUCUCCAAGGCUGCACUCUCACUGGUGUAUGGGUGAUUGCCCAUGAGUGUGGUCACCAUGCCUUCAGUGACUACCAAUGGCUUGAUGAUUUGGUAGGUCUAAUCCUCCAUUCUGCUCUUCUAGUCCCAUACUUCUCAUGGAAGAUUAGUCAUCGCCGCCACCACUCCAACACAGGCUCCCUCGAGCGUGAUGAAGUGUUUGUCCCAAAACCCAAGUCCAAAAUCCCAUGGUACGGCAAAUACCUAAACAACCCACUGGGAAGGGCUCUCACUCUCCUCCUUACACUCACCCUUGGGUGGCCUUUGUACUUGGCCUUCAAUGUUUCUGGCAGACCCUAUGACCGUUUCGCAAGCCACUACAAUCCAUAUGCCCCCAUCUAUUCCAACCGUGAGAGGCUGCUAAUAUACCUCUCUGACGCUUGUGUGCUUGGUGUAACCUAUGCGCUUUAUCACAUUGCCAGCGUGAAAGGAGUAGCUUGGCUUGUCUGUGUUUAUGGGGUGCCAUUGCUGAUUGUUAAUGGCUUCCUGGUGACAAUCACUUAUUUGCAGCACACAAACUCUGCAUUGCCACACUACGACUCAUCUGAAUGGGACUGGCUGAGAGGAGCAUUAGCAACAGUGGAUAGAGACUAUGGGAUACUGAACAAGGUGUUUCAUCACAUAACAGACACUCAUGUGACCCACCAUCUCUUCUCCACAAUGCCUCACUACCAUGCAAUGGAAGCAACAAAAGCAGUGAAGCCUAUACUGGGAGAGUACUACCAGUUCGACGGCACUCCCUUUUACAAGGCCUUGUGGAGGGAAGCAAGAGAGUGCGUCUGUGUGGAACCUGACGAAGCAGCAUCUCAGAAGGGUGUUUAUUGGUACCGGAGCAAAUUUUGAUCAAAACAUACAUAGAAUAUGUUUGUCUGCACGGGUUUAUCCAAGGGAAAAAAUGAAAAAAUAAAAAGAAAAGAAAAGAAAAAGACAAUGACGAGAACCUUUCUCGGCCUUGUUGGGCAGGGUAGGAUGAAGUAAAUGUUUGGUAUGACUAAGAAUUAAGUGCUUUUCUUCCCUUUCCUCUUCUUCCGGCAAUGUUAAUAAAACAAGGAAAAUAACAAGUGCCAGCGGGUUUGGUGCGUGAUGAACUCUGUCCAAACGACUGUUUGAGGUUUCGUCUCUCAAAUG
Neltuma alba is the source of this 1500-nucleotide messenger RNA. RefSeq names its product omega-6 fatty acid desaturase, endoplasmic reticulum isozyme 1-like. NCBI's taxonomy places the organism in Eukaryota, Viridiplantae, Streptophyta, Magnoliopsida, Fabales, Fabaceae. Bases 76 to 1215 code for a protein of 379 amino acids. Gene Ontology annotation, molecular function: oxidoreductase activity. Gene Ontology annotation, biological process: lipid metabolic process. The transcript is spliced from 2 exons. The record is from RefSeq and is a predicted model, not a curated record.